AGUAGAAGAAGAAGAAGACGAAGAAGCUCAAACUGACUGGGUUGUGAUUCUGAAAGUUAUUUAUAGUUACGGUACACAGAAGCAAAGACUUGGGGUCUUCCUCUACCAGGUGAUUGGCCAUGAACAGUAUUAUUUUUCAGCAUCAUACUGUGCUGUCAGAUGUUCACAUGCUCCUACCCAAUGCAUGUCAUCUUAUGAGACGCCUCAACCGUGUUGGACAGCCAGUCUUCCUAUCAAAAUUUGAGAUCUUGUGUAAUGGUCAAAAAGACGCCAGCAAAGACUCAACGAAAGAAUCAGUGAAGGAAUGUGAGGAAAAAGAUAACCAAGAGGAAGAUGAUCAAAAAGACAAAAAAUGUAAGCAAGAAAAACAUAAAGAAGAAGAGGAAAGAAAUACUCCUGUAGUUUUGGAUGAAGAUGGAGACCUUGAUGUCACUCAUCGGCCAACGAAAAACCCUGACCAUAGUGGCCGAGAUCUGGUCAAUCCUGUCAUCCUUUGCCAGUCAGACCCUGUAUGGGACCCAGAAGAGGAAAACACUGACGAUGAUGAUACUGUCUUGAAAGAUGUUAUAAGGAUUGAACACACUAUGGCAACUCCCCUGGAAGAUGUUGGCAAACAAGUUUGGCGAGGGGCGUUGCUCUUAGCUGACUUCAUCUUUUCAGUUCCACUUAUGUUUAAAGGAGCCACCAUCCUAGAGCUUGGAGCAGGAACAGGAUUGACCAGUAUUAUCAUGGCAACCUUAGCCAAAACAGUUUACUGCACAGAUGUGGGAGAAGACCUUCUAAACAUGUGCAAGAAGAAUGUAACAUUAAAUAAACAUCUGAUAGAACCCACAGGUGGAGAAGUAAGGGUGAGACGACUGGACUGGCUCCAAAAAGACUUUUGCACAGAUGCUGAUGUGGAAUUUAGCUGGACAGAGGAGGAAAUAGCUGAUAUUCAUAACAAGACGAAGUUCAUCAUUGCUGCAGAUGUUUGCUAUGAUGAUGAUCUCACAGAUGGAUUUUUUCGAACUCUGUACCAACUCUGCAGUAAUUUUAAUCAUAUCUGCCAAGUAUUCAUCUCUAUAGAAAAAAGGAUGAACUUCACCCUGCGCCACAUGGAUGUUUCUUGUGAGGCUUAUGACCAUUUCCGCCACUGUCUGUUUCAACUCCAUGACCUGGUGGAUGGAAAAUGCAGAUUCAGGGUGGAAGAAGUUUCUCCUGACUUUCCUCAGUGUCUUAUGUAUGAACGCAUCGAGCAACUGGAGCUGUGGAAGGUGACGGUCACUCCUCUUAGACUAGACUCGGACUGUGACUAGGAUUCCCCUCUGCUGUCUUGAACAAAUAAAAUAUGCAUCUGACCUCUGA
Molecule: messenger RNA, 1344 nt
Organism: Sphaeramia orbicularis (orbiculate cardinalfish)
Lineage: Eukaryota; Metazoa; Chordata; Actinopteri; Kurtiformes; Apogonidae
Gene: mettl22
Product: methyltransferase 22, Kin17 lysine
Exons: 12
Coding region: 120-1295 (391 amino acids)
Biological process (GO): protein methylation
Cellular component (GO): nucleus
Molecular function (GO): protein methyltransferase activity
Source: RefSeq, a predicted model, not a curated record